Molecule: messenger RNA, 987 nt
Organism: Triticum turgidum subsp. durum (durum wheat)
Lineage: Eukaryota; Viridiplantae; Streptophyta; Magnoliopsida; Poales; Poaceae
Source: the annotation of a GenBank genome assembly
AUGGGUUCGCGGUAUGAGGUGGAGGUGACAGUGGGCACGGCCCGGGACCUCAAGAACGUCAACUGGCGCAACGGCGACCUCAAGCCCUACGCCGUGCUCCGGAUCGACGCCGGCGCCCGCUGCUCCACCCGCGUCGACCUCGACAACAACGAGAACCCCGCCUGGGACGAGAAGGUCGUCGUCCCGCUGCCCCCCACCAGCCGCCUCCAUGACGCCGUGCUCUACCUCGACGUCGUCCACGCCAACGCCGCCGAGGGCGUCAAGCCGCUCGUCGGCUCCGCCCGGCUCCCGCUCCGCGACGUCGUCGACGACGCCGGCGUCGGAGGCAAGGCGUCCAGGAACCUGAAGCUGAAGCGGCCGUCCGGUAGGGCCCAGGGGAAGCUUGACGUCCGCGUCGCCGUGAAGGAGCCGGCGAGGUACUACGAGUCCUACCCGGCGCCCGCGGGGUACGGCUCCUCCCAGCCCGCCGUCCCCUACGGCGGUGGAUCCUCCCGUGAUGCCUAUGGUGGUGGGUACGGCGCUGGUGCUGGCGCGUACGGCGCCACGGCGGCGCCUCCGUCUGGGUACCCCGGCUACGGCUCCACGGAGCCGGCUCCCCAGGCUGCCGCACCGUACGGCUCUGCUCUGGGACCCAGGAUAGGCGGGCCGGGGCGCACCUGCUCUAAAAUCUAUUUUCGCUCUGCUCCACAGCCCUACGGCGCCGCACCGCCGACACAGGGAGCAGGCGCGUACGGCUCCUCUGCUCCGGCUUACGGCGCCGCGCAACCAGCUCAGGCGGCGGGGUACGGCACGACGGGGGUGGCCCUGGACCAGAGCGGCGGGAAGAAGAAGAAGGGGAUGGGCAUGGCUGGCGGGCUGGCGGUGGGCGCGGCGGCGGGCGUGCUUGGCGGGCUGGCGCUGGCGGGCGGGGCGCGCUACGUGGAGCACAAGAUCGAGGACCGCGUGACCGAGCGCGUGGAGGAGGACAUGUACGGCGGCGACUACUAG